CACCAAACAUUAAACUUUACGUUUUAAUUGCAAAUUAUUUGUCUGCUGUCGUAUUUAUUCAUUGUUUCUAACCGAAUAUUGAAACGUGACAAAAGUGACAAAAUUCAGUAUCUGUUUAGUCUCGUUAUCUCAGUAUUAGUUUACAGCUUGAAUGUAAUGGACUUAGCUUAAUUGAUUUGUGAAUUUGUUUGGAAAUAUUAAAUUGAAUAAAUAUGGGUUUUGUUUUUACAUUUUUAAGUGUUAUUUUUAAUGAGUACUACAUACCUUCGGAACCAAUAAAGUUUGUCUUUGAAGUUCUGUUACUUCUACUGUGCAGCAUUCCAAGAAUUAUUAAAGCAAUCAUUUCGUACGUUUAUUUUCCACCAGAACCAAAAAAUGUCGAAGGGAAAUUAAUUUUGAUUACAGGGACCGCCCGGGGAAACGGCCGUGAAUUGGCCUUACAGUUUCACAGGUUGGGGGCGAAAAUUGUGUGCGUUGAUAAAGAUGAAGUGGGCAAUAAUGAAACGGUCGAUCGGAUCAAGGCGGAAGGCGGCCAAGCGGUGGGAUUUAAAGUGAAUAUUACCGACAAGGAGCAGGUAAUGAUGAUGCACGCGGCCGUGAGAGAUCAAAUGGGUCCCGUAGACAUUCUCGUUAACAAUGCCGCCGUGAUCGAGACGACAUUGUUCGCCAAUCCGGAAGCUGAUGAUACCAUAUUGGAAAUAGUCAACACGAAUUUACUAGGCCAAAUUUGGGUUAUCAGGGAAAUACUUCCAUCGAUGUUGGAAAGGAACAGUGGCCAUAUCGUAACAAUAUCAUCGAUGACGUCAUUCAAAGGGCUGCCUUUACUUUUCACUUAUUCUGCGACAAAAUUUGCUUUAAAUGGUAUGAUGGAAAGUUUAACUAGAGAACUUAAACUAAUGAAAUCGGACGUAGUUACCACAACGGUUUGUCCAUAUUUUAUCGCGAACUGUCCAGACAAAUCGAAAAGACGAAUAUUAAGACUUCCAGAACUACCAACAGAAGAUGCUUGUGCAUUGAUAAUCGAAGGAAUAUUACGUAAUGAACGAGUUUUUACGGUUCCCGAUUACGAAUUUUACGCUCUGCCAUUAAUAGAUUUUUUGCCUGAAGAUUUGCAAGAUAUGAUUGGCGACAUGGUGUACACAAAUGUCGAACCAACACCAGACGAAAAAAAAGUCAUWCAAAAAUAUACGAAAUUCGCGGAAAUGAACAAACCACAGAUCUCAAUGUUUGCGCCAUGUUUAAAAUCGGGUUGCUUAGUAGAUUAUUAAUUAAUAGGAAUAUAUAUAUCUUUAUCAUUGUUUAAAAAUAUUAUGUUCUGAAGAAUGUUAGACAAAAUAUCGAUAGAUAAUAGUUAUUAGCUUAAUCAAUUAUUGUCAAUUACAUUAAAUU
Molecule: messenger RNA, 1389 nt
Organism: Diuraphis noxia (Russian wheat aphid)
Lineage: Eukaryota; Metazoa; Arthropoda; Insecta; Hemiptera; Aphididae
Product: 17-beta-hydroxysteroid dehydrogenase 13-like
Cellular component (GO): lipid droplet
Molecular function (GO): oxidoreductase activity, acting on the CH-OH group of donors, NAD or NADP as acceptor
Source: RefSeq, a predicted model, not a curated record